Messenger RNA from Westerdykella ornata, 2134 nucleotides. RefSeq names its product MFS general substrate transporter. The record is from RefSeq and is a predicted model, not a curated record. The transcript has 5 exons. The coding region runs from base 66 to 1964 and encodes 632 amino acids. NCBI's taxonomy places the organism in Eukaryota, Fungi, Ascomycota, Dothideomycetes, Pleosporales, Sporormiaceae. Gene Ontology annotation, cellular component: fungal-type vacuole membrane. Gene Ontology annotation, molecular function: basic amino acid transmembrane transporter activity. Gene Ontology annotation, biological process: transmembrane transport; basic amino acid transport.
GACGUCACUUGCUCUACAUUACAUCAAAUCUUGGAUUUUGGCGACUGCUCCACAGUCGACCAGGCAUGGUUGCGCCCAAGCCAAAUAAUGGCAGUCACCCAUCUGAGCGCACCCCUUUACUUGCCUCCAACUCUGACCCCGACGACUCCCGACCGCGAGGUGAACAUCAUGGGCAUGCAUCUGUCUCUCCCGGCCGCGACUACGCGGAUGACACCGCGAUAGGAGAGCUUGGACAGGGAGCUCUUGACAUUCCCACGUUUCCAGUGCUGGCCAAAAGAAGAAGCUAUUCACAUAGCCAUUGGCUGGCCCCAGAUGAGGACCCGAGUACAAUUGAGGAGCGGCAGGAACCGACUCGGUUUCAGGAGAAUGGUAUUCUAGAAGGCAUCACGAAGCCUAGGUUUAGGUUUGUAUAUGGUGGUAUAUUGCUUGGCUACUUUAUUGCAAUGUUUGAUUCGACGCUGAUGGCUUCGAGCCAUCCAGUCAUCACCUCCUAUUUCCAUGCAUCCAAUUCGGCGUCCUGGCUCUCUACAGCGUUUCUACUUACUUCGACGUCCUUUCAGCCCCUCUUUGGUAGAGUAUCGGAUACCAUCGGCAGGCGUCCAUUGUACCUCUCUGGCCUACUAUUUCUCGGAGCAACGACUGCGUGGUGUGCCCUGGCGCAGAGUAUCGGCAGCUUCAUCGCAGCCAGAGCAUUCUGUGGCCUUGGUGCUGCCGGUGUGUUAGCAAUGGGCAACAUCAUGACCAACGACCUCGUCGGCAUCGAAGUCAGGGGCACUUACCAAGCCUACAUCAACCUCUUCUACGGCGGAGGUUCUGCCGCCGGCGCCGCCUUCGGAGGCUUCCUCUGCGACACCAUCGGCUGGCGCAUGACGUUUGCCAUCCAGAUCCCCGUCAUCCUCCUCCUCUUCGUGAACGGGCUCUUCACCACUCCUUCCACCUUGGGUCCCAACCUCGCAGCCCGCGCCGGCAAAGGCAUCCGACACGCCAUGAAAGGCUUCGACAUCGCCGGCUCGAUUCUGCUAGCUGGCUCCGUGGCGUUCUUGAUCUUAGGCCUCAACCUCGGAGGCAACGUCUACCCCUGGAAGCACCCCCUAGUAAUAACCUCCCUCGUCAUCGCCGUCAUCGCCUUCACCAUCCUUCUCUACGUCGAAUCCCGCGCCGCACGACCCGUCAUGCCACUGGGGAUGCUCCACAGCGCUCCCCGCGGCAACCUCGUCUUCCACAACUUCUUCGCCCAGCUAGGCUUCAACACCAUCAUCUUCAACGCCCCCUUGUACUUCCAAGCCGUCAAGCUCGAAUCCCCUUCCGUCUCCGGGUUCCGUCUCGCGGGGCCCACCGUCGCCCUCACCAUCUGCGGCGUCUCGGCCGGCUUCAUCAUGGCCGCCACGGGCCGCAUGAAGUGGCUCAUCGUCGUGGGCUCGCUCAGCACGCUGCUCGGCGCCAUCUGCUUAUCCCUCAUGUGGGACUCGAUACCUACCUGGCUGGCCACCAUCUUCCUCGGUCCCGCGAGUAUCGGCCAGGGAUUGUCGUUUCCGGCGACGAGCCUGGCGGUGCUGGCGACGAGCAGCCAGGAGGACCAGGCGGUGAUGACGAGUACGCUCACCCUGUGGCGGAGUCUUGGGGUCGUGAUGGGCGUGAGCGCGAGCAGUGUUGUGCUGCAGAAUGCGCUGGGGGUGUAUCUGGAGAGGUUUGUCGAGGGGAGCGAUAAAGCGGAGGUUAUAUUGCGCGUACGCAAAUCCGUCAAAGCUAUUCAUGACUUGAGACCCGUGCAGCAGGGACAAGUAAUCAAUGCCUAUGCCCGCAGCCUGAGAUUAACCUUCAUCUCCGCCAUCUUUGUCUUCGUCAUCGUAAACGUUCUAGUGUUCCCCAUCAAGCUGCCGAAUCUGAAGAAGCGGCCCGCUGAAGAGGAACAGCAGGGUGAGGACGAAGGAAGUCGACUUCUUGGGUCAGACGAUCAGGGUUAGGGAACUGAGUAGCGGUGGGCGAUGAAAUGAGGGUGAUAUCGAUCCAAGGAAGCCACUGCGCAGUAUUAAGAAUCCAAAGAAACUACUCCUUGCUGCUAUGACGCCUCUACAGUUGCUCCAAGACAGUAAUCAUGAACCUCUGAAGCUCAAAUAAAUCCCUACUACCUCCA